Molecule: messenger RNA, 453 nt
Organism: Nannospalax galili (Upper Galilee mountains blind mole rat)
Lineage: Eukaryota; Metazoa; Chordata; Mammalia; Rodentia; Spalacidae
Product: hemoglobin subunit beta-Z-like
Exons: 3
Coding region: 10-453 (147 amino acids)
Biological process (GO): oxygen transport; hydrogen peroxide catabolic process
Cellular component (GO): haptoglobin-hemoglobin complex; blood microparticle; hemoglobin complex
Molecular function (GO): oxygen carrier activity; organic acid binding; hemoglobin alpha binding
Source: RefSeq, a predicted model, not a curated record
CCCGACACCAUGGUUCAUUUCACAGCACAGGAGAAGGCUGCUGUUGCACGUGUAUGGGGAAAAGUGAACUUGGAAGAAAUUGGAGGAGAAACUCUGGGAAGGCUCUUGACUGUCUACCCAUGGACACAGAGGUUCUUUGACAAAUUUGGAAACCUAUCUUCAACUGCAGCUAUCAUGGGCAACCCCAGGGUGAAAGCCCAUGGCAAGAAAGUGCUGACGUCCUUUGGAGACGCCAUUAAGAACAUGGACAACCUCAAGGAGGCCUUUGCUCAUCUGAGUGAGCUGCACUGUGACAAGCUGCAUGUGGAUCCUGAAAAUUUCAAGCUCCUGGGAAACAUGUUGGUGAUUGUCAUGUCUGCUCACUUUGGCAAGGAGUUCACUCCCGAGGUGCAGGCUGCCUGGCAGAAGCUGGUGGCUGGGGUGGCCAGUGCUCUGUCCCACAAAUACCACUGA